AUGAGUCAUAAACAGGGCUACACUUUUGUGAAAUAAGUGCCAGACUUUAUCUAGAAAAUGGGUCUGGGUAACAAGGAGCUUCAAGACUACAAGGAGAAAACCGAGCAUAAACUAGAGGACAAGCUGCCUCAAAAUCCUGCCACAGACGAGGAUAAGAAGAAGUAAGCUGAGAAAGAAGAGUAUGACUUUGAAAAUGCUUAGAUUGAAGAUCUGGGGAACUUUAUAUCAGCCGAGGGAGACCCUGAGGCUAACCAGGAUAAACUCAUGACUAUGCUUAAGAAAAGGAUAGCAAAGCUGGAUGAAGAACUAGAGAAGACUACAGGGGCAGACAAUAAAUUGGAUAUAUCAAAUAAAGAAGUGUGUGAUGAUAAUAAAUAAGUUGAAGUCGAAGGAGAAGAAGAGAAGGAAGGGAGUAAAAAAGCAUAAUUCGUCAGGAGAAGGGAUAGGAAGACUAUAGCUAAAUCUGAGAAAGCUGAUGCAUCAAAUAAAUAAAUAGAAAACAGUAAAAAUAAAGAUAAAAAGAUUUUGACAUCAAAAUCAAGUAAAGUAGUGCUCUCCUUUGAAGAGGAUGAUAUUUGA
Messenger RNA from Stylonychia lemnae, 579 nucleotides. The record is from the annotation of a GenBank genome assembly. NCBI's taxonomy places the organism in Eukaryota, Ciliophora, Spirotrichea, Sporadotrichida, Oxytrichidae.